GAGGCCUUAAUUUAGCUUGGAACACUGAAAAGAAACAGAAUGAAGGCCAUCCUAUACAUGCUGCUGUGUGUUGCAGUUGCGUACGCUUUGCCGAUACGUUCAGAUAGGAGAGAAGAAGAAAAGUUGCAGCUUAUUCAGCAAUACUUAGAAAAAUAUUACAACUUUACCUAUGAUGACCAACAAGGCUUAAGAUGGAAAGAUGGAAGUCCAAUGGCUAGAAAAAUCAGAGAAAUGCAGGAAUUCAUGGGCCUAGAGGUGACAGGUGAUUUGGAUUCUAAAACUCUGGAGGAGAUUCAGAAACCACGGUGUGGGAAUCCUGAUGUUGGGGACUUUGCCUUUUUUGGAGGAAAUCCCAAAUGGGAAAAGAAACACUUAACCUACAGGAUUCUGAACUAUACACAAGACAUGAGACAAGUUGAUGUUGACAAAGCAAUUGAGAAAGCUUUCCAAGUUUGGAGCCAAGUGACGCCACUGACAUUCAGAAGGAUUUUGGAAGGCAAUGCUGACAUAAUGGUCUCCUUUGCUCGCAGAGACCAUGGUGAUUUCAAUGCCUUUGAUGGGCCCGGAGGCACCCUUGCCCAUGCCUAUGCACCCAGCAGCUCCAACAUUGGAGGAGAUGCUCAUUUUGAUGAGGAUGAGAACUGGACCAAUGGCCAACAAGGCUCAAACCUGUUCAUUGUUGCUGCCCAUGAGUUUGGCCACUCACUUGGACUCUCCCAUUCCAAAGACUCCAAUGCCUUGAUGUUUCCAGUAUAUAGAAAUCCGCAGCUCAAUCAAAAUGUCCUCUCUCAGGAUGAUAUUGAUGGCAUUCAGCACCUCUAUGGGCCAUCAUCCAAUCCAUCUCAAGGCUCAACACAAGACACAUCAAGACAACCCAUCAGACCAGCCCACUUGCCAGCCACUUGUGAUCCACAGUUGACUUUUGAUGCUGUUACUACUUUUCGGGGAGAAAUGAUGUUUUUCAAAGACAAACAGUUCUGGAGAAAGCACCCCCAGAUCAAUGAUGUUGAAUUUAAUUAUAUUUCUUCAUUCUGGUCAUUUUUGCCAUCUGGUGUUGAUGCUGCUUAUGAAAAUACAGACAAAGAUGAAGUAGUUCUUUUUAAAGGCAACCAGUUCUGGGUGGUGAAAGGUGAUGCCAGGCAACCUGGAUACCCUAAGUACAUCCGCCGCUUAGGCUUCCCAGCAGAUGUCAAUAAAAUUGAUGCAGUCCUUUUCAACGCAAAUGAAAGAAGAACAUACUUCUUUGUAACUGAUAAAUAUUGGAGUUAUAAUGAAGGCAGCCAAACAAUGGAGAGGAGACCUAAAAGGAUAAGAAAUGACUUCCCAGGUAUUGAGGGGGGAAUCGAUGCUGCUUUUCAGUAUAAUGGAUUCUUUUACUUCUUCAGGGGAGCAAAUCAAUACAAAUUUGACCCUAAUGCCAGAAGAGUCACUCAGAUCGUGAAGGCUAACAGCUGGUUUUCUUGCUAAGAAAAUGAGACCACUGAAGAUACAAACAUAAAUCCUAUUGGAAAAAAACUACCAGGAUAUCUUAUCCUGGAAGUAUAACAUGAACAUUGUUGUCUUACCACUGGACGCCUCUUGUUCCUGACGUAUAAUAUUAAUUUUUUUGGUAUCAUGAAUGUACAUGGAAAGUUACUGAGUUGGACUGAGACUACAUUUUCUAUUAACCAAAGGCAUCUCCCUCAGCAGAACAGAACUCUUCUGCCUGUUAGCAGCUCUCAAUACCAUGGACUAGUGUCUCUUUCUGGAAAUGAUGGCUAGGUUGAGAGUGGUUCCACUCAGUGGUUCCACUCAUGCUAAACUGGUCAAAUCAAAAAGGGAAGUACCGCUGGGUCCUCCAGGGAUCCAUCUUGUUUCUCUGUAUAGUUUUAGUUUGGCUCAGAGUUUGGCUCAGAGUUUUAGAUGAAUAUAAGAGUGCCGUCAGUGACCGGAUUAUGUCUCUGGCAGUUCAUGACAGAAACAAUGACUAGUUUUUAAUCUGGUUUUAGCAUGUAUAUUUUGUAAUUUUGUACCACUUUUAUAUGUUUGUUUUACCAUACAUUGAUUGUCAGGCCAUCUUGAGUCCAUCGGGAGAUUGGCGGGAUAUAAAUGCAAAGUAUAAAUAAAUAAAUAUCACUAUAUCACCAGUUAAGGUCCUGCGCAGAUGUGAGUCCCGUCAGUUGCCAGUUUGGGGUGGGCAAACCUAAGCAAAAGAUGUUGUUGAAAUUGCUUGCCAUUCAUGUGGUUGAACAAGGCAAAAGAUUAGCUAGUUUCCCUGAACGGCCAACAAACAGGACAUAGACACCAAGGCCUUUCCUCAGUUUUACUUUCUAAAUCAGAGAUUUACCACCUCUGGAAUAGAUGUUCCAUUUAGUUGUUGCGACUUGAGGACUCUGAUGAGCCCACCCUCCAUAAAUCUGUCCAAUCCCCUGGGGAAGGAAAGAGGUAUAUAUAGUGCAAUCCUUGCUCUGGCCAUGGGGGUGGGUCCCCUGGCCUCCACAGAGCAAUAGAAGCCAGGAAGAGGUAAGGGGGCGUUUGGGGGGUUGCAUUGGCAUGAACCAUGCCGAUGCAGCCCCACUGCUCUGCCCCAGCAGAAAUGGCCUAAGAUAAAUAAAAUAAAUAAAAUAUACCUUUCCCAUGCUGUCUGGCUAGGAAUUAAAUUUUUAAAAAAUAGUAAAAGCAAACAGCCUAAUAAGGUUUAAAGAAAACUUUUCAGAUCAGGAAACAUGCAGCAAAAUUAUUAAAUGCAGAAAACAAAUAUACUGGAGACACUUCGAAGUGAUUUUGGCUUUGAGCUUGUGAGUAAAUGACCUGAUGGCCUUUUAUGCAUGUAAGGUAUGUUGAAAACCCAUAAGUGUUUUGAUUAUAAAUGUGUCAGUAGACCAAAGGAAACAGAACUUCUUUGUAUGAUUCACCACAAGGAACUAGAUUGCUAUCUACUGGAUGUUUCAACACAAAUUUCCCUCUUCCUUGCCCCUGAAGCAUGCUGUCUUCUCAUUCUUGCCCAGAGGAAAUGAUACUCUGCAGAGGCAGGAGUGAGAUAGUGCAGGCUCUGGAAGAAAUCAUCUAAUCCAAUGACUGCUGUCACUUGUGAUCUUAAUGACUUGUUAAGCAACUUUUGAUUUUUAAUAAUAGAAGUCUGAAGGAAGCUGAUUCUUAUUCAUCAUACAAUAAAUCUGUAAGAUGGCAAGAACCCAUUAGGAAAUAAAUAUUGGGUGAAUUAA
Messenger RNA from Sphaerodactylus townsendi, 3203 nucleotides. Its product is annotated as stromelysin-1-like. Gene Ontology annotation, cellular component: extracellular matrix. NCBI's taxonomy places the organism in Eukaryota, Metazoa, Chordata, Lepidosauria, Squamata, Sphaerodactylidae. The transcript is spliced from 10 exons. The record is from RefSeq and is a predicted model, not a curated record. Gene Ontology annotation, biological process: proteolysis; extracellular matrix organization; collagen catabolic process. Gene Ontology annotation, molecular function: zinc ion binding; metalloendopeptidase activity. The coding region runs from base 40 to 1467 and encodes 475 amino acids.